GUCAUUGCACGCAUUCCUUGUCGCUUACUUCCCUUGUGGCGCCAUUUCCGCAGUGACGGCGAACAGCAGGAAUUACGUUCGACGUCCGCAAUGUGUGGUAGAACAGCUUGUACUCUUAAUCAAGACGACGUAGUCAAGGCCUGUCGGUUCAGGAGGAGGCAAGGCGACAGGCAGCAGCCAGUUUGGAGAGAUGCACCAGGCGGUCAGAAAUACUACCCAUCAUAUAAUGUGGCCCCUGGCGCACAUACGCCGGUGCUGCUAUCCAGUCACCAUUACAGUGGAGAAUUUGAAGGAAUAUGUGAGCGAAUAGUGCAGCCUAUGAAGUGGGGCCUCGUUCCAUCCUGGCACAAAGGAGACCCAUACAAGCUGGCAUAUGAGACCAACAACUGCCGAGCAGAUGGGAUGUUGAUGAGAAAAACCUACAAAGUUCCUUUGGAAAAGGGACAAAGAUGUGUCAUACUAGCUGAUGGUUUUUAUGAAUGGAAACGAAACAAAGAGGGAAAGCAGCCAUAUUUUAUAUACUUCCCACAAAGAUCUGAAAUCUCUGACAGUUGUAGAGAUGUCAAACCGUCUAUCAUAAAAGAAACUGAAGAUUUAGGGCCUGAUGAUUUUCUUGAAAAUGAGACAGAGAAAGAAUGCAAAUUGCUACAGACAUCAGUGAAAGAAAGAGGUGAGGUCAAUUUGCCUGACACACUGAUCAAAUCAGAACCUUUAAAUGAUAGUAACAGCAGUAGCUGUCCACUGGCUACAAACCAUUUGGUGAAGAAGGAAGAAUCUCUCAGUACCAAAAAUGCCUCUAGCAUGCAUCUUGAAACAGAUUUACUGGCAAAAGGGAACCCUGCAAUUGAUGCAAACAGGGAUGGUGACAAUGCUGAGUGGCAAGGAAAGCGUCUUCUCACCAUGGCUGGAGUAUUUGAGAUCUGUAAUUCACCAGGUUCUCCUCCCCUGUAUUCAUACAGCGUUAUCACUGUGGAUGCCUCACCAGGAAUUUCCAGCAUUCAUGAUAGAAUGCCUGCAAUCUUGACCAGCGAUGAAGAGAUUGAUGACUGGCUGAAUUCUGCUGAAGUGCCACUUAACAAGGCUGUGAAGGUGAUAAGAUCAGUAGAGUGCCUGCAGAUGCAUAUGGUGUCAUCAGAAGUAAACAAUUCACGGAACAAUUCUUCAAAAUGUAUGGAGCCCUAUGAACCCAAACCAGAGAAAAGGUCUGGAAGCAGUGUCUUCAUGAAGAACUGGUUGAACAAAGGUCAUUCUGAAGCGAAAAAACCAAAGCAAAACUGAACAUUUGAGCCUGCGGGUGAUCUAUUAGCAUACUUUAAUGGAAUGAAUUUAGCCAUCUACACCUAUACGAGGGAGAUAAAAGUGAGCCAUGAACACCCAACAAUGUGAUUCCGAUCAGCUGAUGAACGGCCUUGUUUUUCAGGUUUCUUUUAUAGAUUACUUUCCCACUGUAUGUGGAUCAGGAAAUAUGUUUCUGAGCAUGAUCUAUUGUUGCAUCAAGUAUGGUUCAUUCACACAUGACAUUUUUAUAACAAAGAACACAGAGUUGUAGAGUUAGCUGCAUUUAUUCUGUGAUGACCAAAAUAGAAUGUUUAAUUCACUACAUUGAAAAUGGCGCUAAAGAUGUUGGAGCCCCAGAACUAAAGGAAUGUGCACUUUAGCAUGGGAUUUCAGAUGGUUUCUUAGGUGUAACAAUGACUGCCUGCUUGCCAUUCUGAGAAAUUUAGCCACAAAGUGGUAGGGAUGGGGUAAAAAAGAUCACUGGGGAAAUUUUCAAGGGUAAAACAUAGAAAAUCGUUUCAUUAUUGCCAGAACUGCAUUACCUAAUAUUGUUAACCACAUCCAGUCAUAUGCUUCUAUAACUAUUUGUUCCACAUUUCAUUAAAAUUAAUUUCUGUGUUUUAACAGUGUUCUAUGAAAAUGCAAUACCCUUGCAUUGAAACCAUGUAACUGUGCGUCCAUGUAAAAGUAUUCACACCUGUUCAUGCAUUUCUCGACCUGGUUACCAUGGUAACCAGGCAAGAGUAUUUUUAGUUCAAACUGUGUAUUCCUUUGUCAAGUAUCAGUGACAAAAAUCUGUUAUUCCCCAUCACAUUCCCAAGACUAAAUCUAAAUGACUGCUUGCAAGACUCAAAUGGAGAACCCUGAAUUCAAAAAUAUUUUUUGAGGGUAACUUUCUCGCUUUAUAAGCAUGCUGGCCACUUUAAAACUACAGAAAAUAUGCCAGAACUGUAAGGGUAACAAGUCUAAUAGCAUUACCAUAUAAAUUCUUAGAUUUCUGCCAUCCAUGCUUGCACCUUUCAAAAUAAAGUCUAAAUACCCUGGCACCAUCCGUUCCUGGCUAACGGGUAACAUCUGUAAGCUCAUAUCCUUUAGUUCCUUUAAGGCUUAAAACAAUGAACACAAAGGAAUAAACAUAAAAUUUAAAUGCAGCAAAAUGUACAUGCAGAUAGUAGAGGGCAAACACUGAAAGAAAAACAUGCGUCGGUCGAAGUAUACGCAAACAAACACAGCUGGUCAAAAAAAACUAAAA
This is a messenger RNA of Pomacea canaliculata, 2530 nucleotides long. RefSeq names its product embryonic stem cell-specific 5-hydroxymethylcytosine-binding protein-like. Lineage: Eukaryota; Metazoa; Mollusca; Gastropoda; Architaenioglossa; Ampullariidae. Gene Ontology annotation, molecular function: single-stranded DNA binding. Gene Ontology annotation, biological process: DNA damage response. The record is from RefSeq and is a predicted model, not a curated record.